This is a messenger RNA of Amoebophrya sp. A25, 498 nucleotides long. NCBI's taxonomy places the organism in Eukaryota, Dinophyceae, Syndiniales, Amoebophryaceae. The record is from the annotation of a GenBank genome assembly.
UAUCAUUGGGUUCUACAAGUCUUCGAUGAGUAUUAUGAUCGUAGUGCUCGAUGAUUUAUUUAGAUUUACAUUUUGCUUUUGAGCAAAUACAAAGGGGAAACUAGAAGUAGCUCCUCCUCUUCUUCAGCUUUGGAAACAGUUCUAGCUCUACCAGGGUUUCUUUUGAGUACUACAGUUCAACUGUGUGUUACGAUGAUGUUGAGGAACUAAAACGAGAAAUACUUCUCCUGCUGAAACGAGCUUCGCUGCUUUGCUAAGAAUAUGCGGAGAGCGCGAAGCAACAGACAUUGUUUUUGGAGACACAGAGCCUGAGAAUGGUAGAGGAUCCGACAGGUUGGGGGCGCGCGGUCCAAUUACAGUCUCCGACGGAACAGGCUCAUUUUGGCGGCAACGCCUCUUCCACUCUACUAGGAGGUGCCAGCAAUGGAUCGAAUAACAAUAAGGUUCAGCUUCCGGCAGUCCAGAGUGUUGCCGCCUUGACUACAUCAACACUUCUGG